This is a messenger RNA of Fonsecaea erecta, 2199 nucleotides long. RefSeq lists its product as hypothetical. The transcript has a single exon. NCBI's taxonomy places the organism in Eukaryota, Fungi, Ascomycota, Eurotiomycetes, Chaetothyriales, Herpotrichiellaceae. The record is from RefSeq and is a predicted model, not a curated record. The coding region runs from base 1 to 2199 and encodes 732 amino acids.
AUGCCUCCUCGAGAGCCUCCCUUUAAAUCCAAGUACUCACAUAAACUUCCAGCUGCCUAUCUCGACAAUCUCAGAAACAAUCGCCCGGCGAGACCAUCCGGUUCCAGACCUGCGCCAUUCCCAUCCAAGAAUUAUGACUCCCUAGCAUCUCAGUCUUCGUUGGCACGCUCCGACUCAGCUCCAACGACUGGCUCAAAACAUAGUGAUGCUCUGGAUGAUUUUGAAAAUGAUCCUCCGAUGGUGCAGAAGUCCUUUUCUUUCUCUUCCACCUCCAGGGGCCGACCGAUAGCGCAACCUCCGGAUCAUGACCGACCGACCUUGAGCGGAAGAAAAGUUUCUCCGACUGCUACGGUUCAGACCCCGUCAAUUGCACAGGAAGGAGUCUAUGUCGAGUCUGUCACACGGAGGUUGGAAAAAGAGGAGGCACACAGUAUACGGGAAGCACUGCAGCUCAUCGACCAGAAGGAUGAUGAACGAAGAAUUUACGAGGCAGCCAAAGACGAAGCUGCUGAACUGGUCUGGAAGCACCAAUUCCCCAAAGCCGCAGAAGAUGAAAAGGUAGCUCCAUACCGAAACCCGGAUCUGAAGGCCAGGGAGAGACGGCAAAAUAGCGGACACCGUCAAGCCAGUGGCUCCAGGAAGGUCUCUUUUCCUACUCCGAACAACAAGAUAUAUGAAGAGCCAGAACCGGAGGAGGAAGCCUCAAGACCAUCCAUUCCGCCUCCCAGCGUGGACCUUCCACUGAGGGCAAAAUCACGCAACAGGCUCCCCUGGCUGAGAACGAAGGGCCCUGCACAGUCGGAGCAUCCAGCCCAGGACCCCCCGGGAAAGAAGUUCGACCGUUUCGAGAUUCACAGAAAUCCACCGACUCAGUCACGUAAGGCCGAGUACACCGAGAACACACCUCCACGGACGCCUGCCAUUGAUGUGAUCGAGGAGGUUGAAACCCCCAAUUCCAGCGGCACUUUGGAGAUUCGGAGCGAAGAAAUUCGAGCAGCUACAAGUAUGAAGAGGAAAGAUCGGAGCCCGAAUCUUCCCACACCUACGGCCGUCAGCGAUCAACUUGGUCGACCAAUCGUCAGCUUUGAUCCCACAUGGAAGCGUCCCAGCGACUCACCGAGGACAAGUGAAGACGUCGAAAAACCAGUCCUGAGGCUGACAGAAUCGCCGGCUGUGCGACCAUUGCCGAAGCCAGCGCCCGCUACACCAGAAGUCUCGGUAUCUGCUCCUGUCAUCCCUACGAUCCAUGUCCCAGACGACGGGCCAGUCAUCCCCGUCAUCAAUAUCCAAGGAGACGAAACCUCACCGACGGUGCCAACAAUCAACCUCCCAAAUGAUUCAAUUGAGGCUCCCACCUCUUCCAGACCUUUACCAAAGCACUCGUCGUCUGCACCACCGAAAUCCAGCAGCACCGUUGUAAAAACACCUUCCCAACGCCUUCCUUGGCUUUCGUCUCGGCAAUCCAUGCCCACUGUCACCUGUUCGAGCUGUGCGCUGCCCAUCUCUGGCCGCAUCGUGACAGCUUCGGGAGCCAGUUCCCGCGAUCUCAAAGCUCGCUUCCACCCCGAAUGCUUCACGUGUCACCACUGUGCAACUCCCCUUGAGUGUGUGUCCUUCUACCCUGAACCGGAUUCUUCACGCCUCUCUCGUCUCGGCAUCUCCUCGGCUUCCCACACAGAUUCAUCCAACCCACCAGCUCUCGCCCCAGAUCAACUGGUGCUUCUCGAGAACGACCCAUUGAGGUUCUUCUGUCACCUGGACUUCCACGAGUUCUUCUCUCCCCGCUGCCGAAGCUGCAAAACGCCCAUUGAAGGAGAAAUUGUCAUCGCAUGUGGUCACAGUUAUCACGUCGACCACUUUUUCUGUGCAGAAUGCGGAGAUCCGUUUUCGUCUACCACGCCUUUUGUGGAAGGGAACGACGGAUACGCCUACUGUGUGCGGUGCCACACGAAACGCACAUCGGCCCGGUGUCGCGGGUGUAAACUACCCAUCCUGGACGAGAUCACGGUCGAGGCGCUGGGUGGCAAGUGGCACGGAACCUGUUUCGUGUGCUGCGAAUGUGGUAGUGGGUUCGGAGACGAGGGGAGGUUCUUCGUCAGAGAGGUGCACGUCGAACCGACGGACAAGGAGAAAAGGAAGGGCAUUAUGAGGAAGGUCGAGGAACGCGCGGUCUGCGGGGGUGUGAGGAGAGGAGGCUGA